UGCAGCCAAAUGCCGUUCGUCUCUGUGCUCAACUGCUAUAAAACUGGAAACCAUUUUUGCCGUUGGUCUCUGUACUAUUGCAGGAAUGGAAAGAGCGGAGAAUCUUACUGAGCUUCUUGCAGCUCAAAAUCAUGUACGCAACCAAAUGCUCAACUUCAGAAAGUCUGCAUCUCUAAAAUGUGCAAUUGAACUGGGAAUCCCUGAAGCCAUCAAUCAACAUGGGAAGCCUAUCACACUUUCUGAGCUGGUUUCUGCCCUUCCGGUUAACCCUUCAAAAGCUAGCCACAUCUAUCGCCUGAUGCGAUUCUUAUCAAAGGCCGGCUUCUUUGUUCUACAAGAUCAAGGCUAUGCGCUCACAGCUGCAGGCCGUCUUCUUUUAAAAGACGAUCCUUUCAAUUUAAGGGCACUUAUUUUUUUUAUGAGCGACCCAGUUUUAGUGAAGCCCUGGAAUUCCUUGACUGAGUGGUUCAGGAAUGAUGAUCCCGCUCCAUUUGAUACAGCGCAUGGGAAAAACUUCUGGGCUUAUGCUGCUGAAGAGCCUAAUUUUGCAAACCGCUUCAAUCAAGCCAUGGCCAAUGAUUCUACUUUCAUCGUUCAGGUGAUGAUGACCCGGUGCAAGUUUGUGUUUGACGGCUUGACAUCUUUAGUGGAUGUUGGGGGCGGCACAGGGGCAGUUGCUAGGGCCAUUGCCCAAAAUUUCCCCAACUUGGAAUGUGUUGUGUGUGAUCUCCCACACGUGAUUGCCGGCCAAGAGGGAACUGAGAACGUGGACUUUGUCGCAGGAGAUAUGCUAGAGAAGGUACCUACUGCUGAUGCAAUCUUGCUCAAGGGGAUUCUCCAUGACUGGAGUGAUGAAGAUUGUGUGAAGAUUCUCAAGAACUGCAAAGAGGCUAUUCCAGGGAGAAACAAAGGGGGAAGAGUCAUUAUUAUCGACAUGAUUUUGGAAAGCCAGAUUAAAGACGACGAGUCAGUUGAAACACAAGUUGGUAUGGACAUGCUGAUGUUGAUGUGUCACGCUGCUAAAGAAAGAACUGAGAAAGAAUGGGCAAAGCUUUUCCGAGAUGCUGGUUUCAGUGACUACAAAAUACUUCCAGUGUUCGGUGUGCGCUGUCUCAUUGAGGUCAAGUAUUGCUAUGAAAAUGGCGAAAUAGCUUUCAAGGAUGGAGCUCUAAUUGCUGCUGAUGCCAUUCUCCAUGCUACCGGGUAUCAACCUACACAUGAUGACGUGAUGGGAUGGUUGCCAUCGGCUGCAGCGUGUUUGUCGAUCAAGUCAGCGUGGGAAGGUUUGCGCUCCAGCAGGAAUGCAACGUUGGUUAAAAGGUUACUUUGGUGUAACAUUCUGCCUUUAAAGGUCUCCCUUUUUACUUGGUGUGCUUUGAGGAACUUAUUGCCUCUAGAUCUGACUUUGAGAAAGCGCGGCAUCUCCUUAGUGUCUAGAUGUGAUUGCUGCCUACAGGAGGAGGAGUCGGUGAGUAAUUUGCUGCUUCACGGGCCAAGUGCUACAAUUGUCUAG
Messenger RNA from Coffea eugenioides, 1513 nucleotides. Its product is annotated as tabersonine 16-O-methyltransferase-like. Gene Ontology annotation, molecular function: protein dimerization activity; O-methyltransferase activity; S-adenosylmethionine-dependent methyltransferase activity. The coding region runs from base 86 to 1513 and encodes 475 amino acids. The record is from RefSeq and is a predicted model, not a curated record. NCBI's taxonomy places the organism in Eukaryota, Viridiplantae, Streptophyta, Magnoliopsida, Gentianales, Rubiaceae. The transcript is spliced from 4 exons. Gene Ontology annotation, biological process: methylation.